AUGUACGUCGCGUUUGCUCUUGCAGCUUUAUUCUCCGCAGCGACUUGUGUAUCCGAGGACAGGUUCACGGGUCAGUGGCUGCCAAUGGUUACAUUCCCUAACGUGGUAACGAACCAGAUAAUAUGCGACAAAUACAACGUGAGCGUCGUCAAAACGGACCCGUGCCAAUGCGGGAAUUUAUCCGCGACCAUAUUUGAGUUCGAAAAGGGCGUAACCGACACUCCGGCGCGGUCUGUGACGAUGCCAGUGAUUGUGGUCGAGAGCAUCCAAGAGGUCGAACCAGCGCUGGUCGUGAGGUGCGAAUGCGGUGGAGAGUACGUACGCCACGCGUUGUUCCGCACUGUGGACAACUACUACGUAAUGUACGAGAAGCACCCGCAAAAUGUGUACGGGCCGGAGGAACCUAAUACUGCGAACCUGCUCGUUAAGAAAGCGCCAACGUCCUCGGAGCUGAGAGAGGUGUUGGCGAGCAUCCCCGAUCUGAAGCACAGGAGCACGGGAAUAAUGUGUGAUCCCGAUAAAAAUGUUGGCCUU
Iphiclides podalirius (scarce swallowtail) is the source of this 534-nucleotide messenger RNA. NCBI's taxonomy places the organism in Eukaryota, Metazoa, Arthropoda, Insecta, Lepidoptera, Papilionidae. The record is from the annotation of a GenBank genome assembly.